GGAAAAUACAGCACUUCUCAUUUUUGGCUACUUUGAUUGAUAUAUCAUUGCUUACAGUUCAAUAGUGACUACCAAGACUCAGAUCAAACAUCACUUUCAUCAACAACGCGCAACUUGUGCCCAUAAAAUAUUGCUAGAUUACGGCAGAAACUUCUUCAUCGAUACUCAUAAAUCGCUUUACAAAACCCUUAAAAAUAGGAAUUUCGAAACAAUGCCACACAUGGAUACCGAUUUCCCUAGUUCAGAAAACAGCAGUAACUCAGAAAGGACCAAAUGCCUAUCCAAAAUGCUUGUAGCUCCACCAUCAUCACCCCAAACACCUGAUAAAAAAUGCAGAUUUUCCAAGCGCAGUUUUGAGAAGUCUCCAUCACCUUCCCCAAUAUCAAAAUUCAAUGCGGAAUCUUUGGGGCACCUAGAAGGUUCACUUGACUUCACAGAAAAACGAACGGAAGUCCGGGACAUUCCAUCUCCACCAAAAAGACAACGAAUAACACAGACUGUGGUAGGAGGAGAGACAAACAAUAAGUUUGACAUAACCGAGGUCAAACCUAAGAUUCGCGAGAGUCCUCUAUCAAGAAGAGAGAGACGAAUUUUAGAGAAAAGACGCAGACUACAGCUGGUGAUAAGAGGAAAAGAGAAGGUAGAUGACAUUGUUGCCGCUCCAUUGACAAGUCUUGCAGACGAAACUCGUUGUGGAAAUGAUCCCGCCGUGGAAGACAGAGACAUAAAACAGGACAACGGGAAGGUGGAAGAGACUCAAGUACCUCCGAAAAUUGAACAAAUGAAACCAGAAAGUGGAAUUGGUAUUAACUCGACCAAUCUCGAGAUGGAUUUAUUUGAUGGAAAUAAAGAAAUGGUUGAUGGAUCCAAAAUUCUUUCCCCACGCCCAGAACCAAAUGAGCUCAUCUCACACGAAAAGAAAGAUUCGGGAGUUUAUUUGGAAUUUCUCGAGUUAUUGUAUGGCGAGACAGGACCAGAAGCUAAGAAAGAGAUGAAAGAAUUAGCCCUCGUUAUUGAGAGCGUGAAACGCAUGUUAAUGAGUGGAAAAUUAGAAAGACAAUUGCAGAAGAUUGAUAACAGAAAGACAAGAGAUAAAAUGUAUCUCAAGGCCUUGGAGUCUUUGAACGACGACACGGCAACAGAGUCUAACAACAGAAACGAAGAUCUUGGGCUCAUCAUUGAAAUCUUUAAAUUUGUUCGAAGCGGACAGUUGGCAAAGGACUUACAGAUAUUGAGAGAAAUUUUCGAAGCGUGUCAGAGAGGCAUGGACCGGUUGAUUAAAGAGGCAGAAGCGGCUUAUGCAAGAAAGUCGCAAGAAGAGCAGCUUAUUUCGCCCAUUUCAUCCAAGGGUUCUAUUUCUUCUGAAAGUGACUGUCAAGUUGUUGUGCCUCUAACAAAAGAAUAUGAAGCUAUCACAAUAAACGACAUACCAGACAAGAAAUUUGGAGGGGUUGAAUCGAUAGGAAAAAUUUCGGAGAAGGUCUGGAAAGAGUCAGUUUGGGCGGCCACGAAGCCUCAAUGGAGAGAGGAUUUUCCAUUGCCUGCAGAUUUCGACGAGGAAGCUGUUAUGUUGCAACAAGCUUUUAUUCAGUCAAACUAUGACGAGUUUGUAAGAUCAAAGAGCUGCCGUGCCGCCUCUUGCUCAACCACUUAUGGAAACGAUAUCAUCGAAAAGAAACCCAAUACCACCAUCAUAGGAGGCUUUGAGAAGGCGAAAGAAGAAAACAUUGAGGGCAUUAGCCUUGAAGACCAACAGGAUGCUGAUGAUGAGAGCUCUGAUACGUCCGAGUCUGAAUCUGCCCACUGCAGUGCCUAUAGUAGUGAUGAAGAAAACGAGCUCGACACAAACAAAACAAGCGAAGUGGAAAAACUGACUGAAAACAAGGAUUUUUCGGAUGCAUCAAUCGAAUGCACAAUGAAGGACCUUGUCGUUGCUACUGUAGAUCAAUUGAAACAAGACUUCAUAAGUAUGUUUCACAAGAAGCGUUGUGAAUCGACUGGGAACGAGUUCGACAAUCUUACGGACGAAAAGUUUGUCGCAACUACUGCAGCAGUGGUAAGAAGAACAUUAAAAUUCUUGAAUUUGGACGCAUUUAGUGAGGCAUUGAAAAAAGCAACUGAAGAUGUAUUGGCAGAGGGAAAAGAAAAACAGAGUUGCUGUGUUACUACAUCUGAAUACGCAGCCUCUAUUGAACAAGAAAUCUUCAAGAAGUGGACUAUCGCCUAUCCAGAGGGUAUUCCAAUGCAUUCUUUUGAAUUCGCGCGAGCCAUCCAUAUCGUUAUCUCCCUCACAAGGUCUACUCCCUACAACUGUGCUAUCCUUGAAGACACCCCUGAAUGCAAGUACGAUGCAUUAGUAGUCUAUAUCCAAUACUACUUGGAUACGUGUACCGAAAAAAGGCGCACAGAACUUGUUGAGGGACAUUCGCUUGAUCAACAGCUUCAAACGAUCAGAGAAAUGCACUCUUUUGUUUAUUGGUGGAAGGAAGUGAGUGAGGAACUUGAAGGAUUGUGGGGGGAGUUAGUACUGAAUAGGGAGGCUCUAGAGAACUAUGAUGCAUAUGGAGGUAGUUGGAGUAAGUAAGGAUGAGGCUGGAAGAGAUUGAAUUUUGUGCAUGGGAACUUUGGGGAUAUGCCAGUAGGAUGGCUGCUGCCACGACGCUAGUCUGAGAUUGCUUUAAAGCUCAUAAGUGGAGGAUUAGAGAUUAUCUUUAUUGACGCGACGCUUGUAGUUCUUGAUAUUCAACAACAAAAAAUGAAAUAUAAUUUAGCUCA
Messenger RNA from Botrytis cinerea B05.10, 2775 nucleotides. RefSeq lists its product as hypothetical. NCBI's taxonomy places the organism in Eukaryota, Fungi, Ascomycota, Leotiomycetes, Helotiales, Sclerotiniaceae. The record is from RefSeq and is a predicted model, not a curated record. The transcript has a single exon. Bases 212 to 2584 code for a protein of 790 amino acids.